AUGGACGUGGUCUCUCGGCUACGGAACCUAACGUUGCAAUGGAGUCGGGGCGCUGAGGAAGAAUGCCGAAGUAUACUCCUACCAUGCCAUUCGACGAUCUCGGACCCCAAAUCCGUAGAUACCGUCACAACUGCGUAUCAUACCCUGCUGUACUCGUCGUUGGGCGUGGGCGCGGCCAACGCCUCGUUCAAGCCGGACGACUUUGUGGCGCUCGUGCGUUCCAUCCGCGACGCGCUCCCAUCCUCGUCAAGCACUGCGCCGGUUGAGCCGGAUCCAGCCCUGUGCGAUGUCCUCGUCGACGUUUUGUGGUCAAUAGACGCAGAGCUCGACGAGUUGCUGCUGGAUGCGAAGAACGCCUCCGCCACCGACUCCGCGCAGGGGAACUCGGACAAAGAGGCAUCGGUGUCUCAAACAACUCAGAUUCUGGAGACGGACAAACAAUUGUUGGGAAAUGUCCUGAAGAUGCUUUUGUCCGCUCGAAUUCUAGACCCUACGGUCUGCCGGGAGCGUCUUGACAUUGGCCUCGUCUCCAAAGCCGGCCUCAUCGCAGACGAAAACGCCUUCUCGAAGAAAGAAGUGAGGAACCGAACUGGGUUAUUCUACAAGCAGAACAAAUUCAAUCUGCUACGCGAGCAAUCGGAAGGAUACACCAAGUUGACUGUCGAGAUCAUGAGCAGUAUGGGCCCCCCUCACGCGUCCGACACCGGCCGUCCCGUAGAGUUUCUGGCCGAGAUCCGCGCGAGGGCGAGUGGAGCCUGGAAACGUGUCGUCUCCCUCAUCGGGUACUUCGACCUAGACCCAAAUCGCGCUCUCGACGUCAUCCUGGACAUCUUCUCCACCAACCUCGCCGCCCAUUAUACCUUCUUCCUCGAACUUCUAUCUUUCUCGUCGUGGGCGCCUGAAACGAAGAUCGUCCCGGAUGAGGCAGUAGCGGAGCAAACGUACAAAGGCAAAUCCUUCGACGAGGUCUUGCUCACCGCCGAGAACGCGUCGUUCAAAGGGGAGAAGCGCGAGCCACCGCCGCUCAAGCAGGGCAGUGGCCGAGUUUUGGCGCAGGUACUCGGCUUCAAGUUCACACACUACCAGAAUCCUGCUAUCAGAGAGCCAACUCCUCGAAGUCUGUACUACGUAGCGGCACUUUUGAUCCGAGAAGGCUUUAUCACGCUGGAGGAUCUCUACCCUCAUGUUUCACCCGCGGACGACGACAUGGACCGGUUCCACAAAGCCUACCUGAAGAAAGUCGAAGACCGGAUAGCAAGCGCAAAGGUGAACCUCCUCGCCCUAGCUGCACCGCUCGAAAGCGGAGGUAGCUCCUCAUCAAAACCGAAAGUGGCCACCGUAACGGAGCCUAAAUCUGCCAACACCGAAUUGCCGAAUCAGAAGCUAGGGAUUGUCAACGGCCUCUUGGCUCUGGGCGCCAUACGGCAAGCGCUGCCGAUCUUGACCAAGUUUCCUUGGUUGAUAGACGCACAUAAUGAGAUUGCAGAUCUGAUGAUCCGCGUUUUGGAUGUCAGCUUGUCGCCGUUGUACAACUCCACGUUCCCGAGAGAACACAAGGCGGGGUUCAUGGCUCCCCGGCCGAGAUACGGCGCAGGUGGUACCCGUAUGCCGCCUCCGCGGAGACCGCAGCUCACGUUAUGGGCGCCGACACCUCCCAGCACGAGCACGCUCGACUUCGUCUUCUUCCUUCCGGAAUGGUCGAGCCGUGUACCGCUCUGCGCGUCUUUGGAAGACAUUGCGGACCUCGUCGAGCCCAUUCUGCGUUUCCUUGGUCCUCACAUUUCGCGCAACCCGCUUUGGGUCACCAAAUUCCUUCGCCUGGGUCGCCACCAUGUGGCUUCUACGCUAUCCUCCGACCCGGACUCCAGGAUGCCAAUCGCAGACCAUGAUCUAAAGCACCCCAUACGCCAAUUCUGGUUCAAGAUGUUACGAUUAUACGUGAUGCCGGCGUUGGCGCUCAUACCGGGGAAUGCGGUAUGUACGGUAGAGGUUUGGAACAUCAUCAGGAUGUACGACACGACAUUGCGGUGGCGUUUGUACGGCGAAUGGCGCACGAUCUAUAACUCGCGUCCCGAACUUCGAAUACGCAAAACCUGGGCGGAUCGGGAGGCCAAAGGCUUGUUACGGAGGUUGUCGGGCGAUAACAUCGAGGUGAUCGCAGGGACGGUUGCAAAGCUUACGCACGCCAAUCCAACGAUCUUCUUCGCGGAGGCGGUCAAGCAGAUUGCAUCUUACGACAAUCUGGCGAACGUGGUUGUCCAAGGUCUUCGGUACUCGACGAACAUGGGUUUCGACGUCCUGCAGUUCGUCGUCUUGGACGCCUUGGCCGACCCCGCCAGGGAACGUGUCAAGAGUGACGGUAUCAACGCCACCGACUGGCUUACGAGUUUGGCCGCUUUCACCGGGAUGCUCUUCCGAAGGUACAAGGCCGACUUGACGCCGCUCCUCCGCUACAUCGUGCACCAAUUGUAUAACCAACAGACGGGCGACAUCCUCAUGCUACGCGAGCUGAUAUGGAAGAUGGCUGGGAUCGAGCCUCUGCCCACCUUGUCCAAUGCGCAGAUCCAAGCCAUGGCUGGCGGCCCCGUCCUGCGGGUCGAAGCGGUGGCGUCCGUCAACCGUGGUGCCCGGCAAGACCCGAGCGACAUCACGUUGCGCAGCCCGCAGAGGUUGGGCAAGGCCUUGCUGGAUUCCGGUCUGGCUCUUCCCCUUCUAAUCCAGGUUGCUCAGCAGCGUCAAUCGUGCAUCUUCCGAACGAGCGAUGCCCCUUUGAAGAUUUUGGCGAAUCUGUUCGACCAGACCCACGGUGUCUUACUGCAGUACUUGGACCUGUUGACUUCACCUGCAGUAAUAUCUCCUGAGGACUACGCGACCAAAGUCAUUCCGUCCCUGGGAGACCUCGGUGAGAAGUACGGGAUAUGUGCGCCCAUCUGCAUGCAGAUUGUUCGCCCUGUUCUUUCCAGGGAAUUGUUGUUGGCUGCGAAGUCUUCAGCGGAGCAAGAGCGCGUGGCUAGCGAAGAGGCCGAGAAGCGUCUGAAAGCCGCGUUGAAAGAGAAGCGCGAACCCAGCGGUGUCUCGCGUGUCGCUUCGCCCGCGGUCAAUGGCGAUAACACCAUGAUUGUGGACAGUGAAUCCAAGCCUGAGGUGGCCGAUGGUGCCACUUCGCAGGACGCGGCGAUGGAUACGUCUGCAGACCCUCCGGCUAACCAGAACACUGUGGAGGACCCGUGGUUGCCACAGCUAAAAGCCCUGUUUGACGAUGCUCGACGGAUAGCGCCGGCCGCGUGCGCCGCCUUAGGACCUGCAUUUUAUCUCACGUUCUGGCAGCUUUCGACGUAUGAUCUAUCUCCACCAGACGUACGCUAUGCGGAGGAGACUGCGAAUCUGCGGUCCCUCAGUCGCCAAGAAGAGUCGAAGUACAGUGCGGCAGAUCGAUCUUCCCAGCGUGCCAUGCGGACAGUUGCGUUAACGCACAAGGCGAAGCGAGACCGAUACAACUCCUUCAUCACUCAAUUGAACGAGGAGUUCAAGGAACAAGUUAUCUCGAGGACAUUCACCGUCAAGCGGCUGUCGCGGGAGAAGCAGCAUUGGUUCUCAGCUAAUACCCGAGUCGCGACGACCGUGCAGUCCUUCUACGAGCACUGUAUCCAACCUCGAUGCCUCCUUUCGCCCAUGGACGCCGACUUCUGCGCCCAGUUCAUCAAGCUUAUGCACACACAGGGCACGCCCCACUUUUAUACCUUGAAGUGCUAUGACAUGGUGCUUGGUUCGCAUAUCCCCUCAAUCAUAUUCUCUUGCAGCGAAUAUGAGGCUCGCCAUUAUGGCCGUUUUCUGCUUGGAGUUCUCAGUGAUCUCUGGAAGUGGCAUCAGGAUGAACAGGCAUAUCUUCAAGACAAUCGAUCGAAGGUCGGGGGCAAGGUCGUUUGGCUUCCUGGCAUGCGUGCCCGUUGGACAAACAAGUCGCCUAUAACCGAGGAGGAUGUUGUCCCCUGGACGCAGUUCAAGCAGGAUUUCAUGGUCAAGUGGCAUCGCAAGUUGCUGAAGGGAGUUAUUAGCUGCAUCGACUCUGGGGAGUUCAUGCAUGUGUCUAACACCAUCAUCGUCCUCAAGGAGAUUCUGCCCGUCUUUCCAAUGGCAGCAGUGAUCGGGCAAGGAGGUCUGCACCUUGAGGCAUCCAUAAAAAAUGCCAUACAGUCGGAAGAACGAGGUGACUUAAAGAUUCUCGGACAGAGUUAUGCCGCGGGUCUCAAAAAGCGCGAGAAGUUCUGGAAACCCGAAACGAAGAGCGAGCCCAGGACGCCUGCCGGAACCCCGACAACAUCCUCCUCCGCGAGAGCUGCUCCUGGUGCAAUUCCGAGUGGCCCUAGAGAAGAAAGGCCGCGGAACGCAUCCGGCGUCCCCGCCCCUGCGACCGCGCCAUCUGCGCCUCGUGCUCACCCAACGACGAAUGGUGCACCGCAAGCCAAAGUCGACAAGGUGCCCACGGGACCCUCGCAUGCGAAGCUCGCUCUCGAAAACAUCCCAAGACCGGAAGUUGUGAAGCGCGUCCGCCCAGAUACCAAGGGUGUCGAUUCUCCGAAGCCCGCGACGCCUACUCCUUUGAGAGGUGAUGCCAUGGACAUCGACGUUCCCGCGCCCGAUCGCAGGCCUUCGCUGCAACCGGAACCCAGGGAUUCAAAACCAUCGACACCCAAACCGCCCGAAGCUCCUUCCACCACCCGACCCCCUCCUCCUGACAUUCCACGGAGGACGAUGCCCUUGGAAUCAAGGACGUCGCGUCCUGCUUCGCCGAGCGUGCAAGGAACGUUGAAGUCCGAUACCGCUCGCAAGGAACCACCCAAGUCCCCUCGGGGUGACCGUCUGCCGGAUGAGCGUGCCCGCGGAGAGUCACACAUGCCGCCUCCGUCUGCCCCGAGCCAGACCCUAUCCGCUCAAGAACUCCGCGAGACCGCCAAGCAGUCCAUAGGCACCCGACCGUCCGCCGUGCAAGGUGAAGACAAGACGCCCAGGAGCACUCCCGAGCGCGGUGCGGGACCGCCAGGAUCGCGACGACGCACGCCUUCGCCCUCCAGUCGUCCGGGCACGAGGAACCACAGUGCCGACAGCCGUCACAGCGGCGGACGAAAUGGCGAUCAUGACCGACCCGACGAGCGGCGGCCCGAGCGUGACCACCGCCAUGAGCCCAGAGAGUUGUCACGCCGCGACUCGACACUUUCGCAGAGGUCGCGAGAUCGGGACCGGGACAGGGAGCGGCCGUCCCGUGACCGUCGCGACAAGGCUGGGGAGCGUGACGGCGAGCGCUCGAGGGAGCCGCGAGAACCGCGCGAUCGCUCAGAGAAGGAGCGUGAGAGGGAGCGCGACCGCGAGCGGGGUAAAGAGCACGACCGAGACCGUCAUCGCAGAGACAGUCGAGACGAGAAAGAGCGUGAUCGCGAUGAGAGGAGGGAACGUGAUGCUCGCCCCAUCACCCCGGUGAUUCCUGUUCCCGCAGACGAGCGCGGCCUUCCGAGCAGACCUGACUUUGCGAAGUCGCGGACAAAUGGCGAUGAUGCUCUCGGGAAACGACGCAGGGAAGACGAUCUCGACCGUAGCUCCAAGCGUGGUACACGGACUCAUCGGGACCGCGAACGUGAUCGAGAUCGCGAACGGGACGACCGCAGCCGCCGUGUCUCUGACAAGGACAAGGACAACUCUGAACGGGUUCGUGACGGCAGGGAGGGUGAUAGAAGACGGAAAGAUCGUGAUGGCGGGGACAACGAUCCCCGCACCCCCAUAGAGCCCAGCGACAGCAGAGGAAGCCUUCCCACCGGACCCAAGGCCCAAUCGUCGGUGCCUUCCGGUCCUCGAGCCAUGGCUCCCGAUAGCCGCCCCGGCCGAACAGAACCCAGCGGUCGCGGGAGAGAACGUGAGGUGCUGGCACACGUGGCGACAAGCAGGUCCCCGUCUAUGACAGGCUCCCAGAACCAGAGCUUGCUCAGUCGGCUAUCCAAGGAGGCGCCGAAGGGCCCUGCAAACGGCGAUUCGUAUCGACGCAGCCCCGUCACGGACGACGAUCGAGACGGCGGACGGAAGCGAACCUUGUCCGAGCGCGACAAGGACGGCAGCGAGCCGAUGCUCGGGAUGCCGACCGAACCUUCGUCGCAUCCGCCGAAACGACCGCGAAUCGUGCGGAACAGAUAUCAAGAACAAAUCAGUAGAGCUCUCGGCUCGGACAGGGCCCGCCCGAAUUAAUGACUCCC
Punctularia strigosozonata HHB-11173 SS5 is the source of this 6239-nucleotide messenger RNA. RefSeq lists its product as uncharacterized. Lineage: Eukaryota; Fungi; Basidiomycota; Agaricomycetes; Corticiales; Punctulariaceae. The transcript is spliced from 21 exons. The record is from RefSeq and is a predicted model, not a curated record. Gene Ontology annotation, biological process: mRNA export from nucleus; mRNA processing. The coding region runs from base 1 to 6231 and encodes 2076 amino acids. Gene Ontology annotation, molecular function: mRNA binding. Gene Ontology annotation, cellular component: THO complex part of transcription export complex.